AUGACCCAGGUCUCUGCCAUCGAUUGGCUCUUUAGUGACGGCGCACCACUCAAGGUGGAGCUCGAGACCUCGCUUCUAGACGCCGACUACAUUCACCCGCAAGACUGGGACGAAGUCGAACGGCUCCUCAGCGCCGCCGUGCUGCCACCGCCCGCGCCGACCACUCUCCACACGAGCCCGACCCGCCGCAGCUACAAGGGCCCGAAAAAGUGUUCGGUCGAGACGUGCGAGAACCGCGUGCGGUCCCGAGGCUUGUGCAAGAUGCACGGCGGUGGCAAGCGCUGCCUCGCGGUCGGCUGCACGACCUGCAGCGUCGGGGGCUUCUUCUGCAUCAAGCACGGCGGCGGCAAAAAGUGCACGUUUCCCCACUGCAGCAACGUGGUGCAGUCGCGGGGCAUGUGCAAGGCGCAUGGCGGCGGUGCGCGCUGCACGCUUCCAGGCUGCAACAAGAGCAGCCAAGGCAAGGGGCUCUGCACGACGCACGGUGGCGGCAAGCGCUGCAGCGUCGAGGGGUGCGCCAAGGGCGCCCAAGCCAAAGGGCGCUGCUAUUCGCACAGCGUGGACGAGUAG
Messenger RNA from Saprolegnia parasitica CBS 223.65, 570 nucleotides. RefSeq lists its product as hypothetical. The transcript has a single exon. The record is from RefSeq and is a predicted model, not a curated record. Lineage: Eukaryota; Oomycota; Saprolegniomycetes; Saprolegniales; Saprolegniaceae. The coding region runs from base 1 to 570 and encodes 189 amino acids.